AUGAAAGCCCAGCUGACUCCCUGGGUCUAUCCUUCUCAUCUCAAAUCACGUUCAACAUUCUCUAUCUCAGUUUUGCCUGAAGGUUCUCGAUCGUUCCAAAUGAAUCGCUUAGGAACAGCCACGGAGCUCCGUGCUGAGGAUCUCGUUCAAUUCCAUAUCCCAGAGUUGCGAAUUGGAGACCGAAGAACCAUAAGCGACUCCACCCAUAACAUCGAAUACCUCGCCACUCUUGUUCGCUGGAACACAUUCGAACAGGAAGUGCGCCAAGCUUUCGAAGGUAUUCAGUGGCCAACUCAUAGGGAGGUUCUUGCUUACGAACCCCCGAGAAAUGCAACCGGCAAUAAUACGUGUCAUGAACAACUCCUGUGUGGAGAUGAACAUACCACUGUGGCACGCUUUGGCCAGAAUGUGGGUCAUAUCAUGACAUCCGUAUUCCAGACCAUGAGGCUCGAUGCACGAUUUGGGGACUUUAAGACUUGUUCCGACGCGGAGGUAGGGGGGAAGGUUCCUGACAUCGUUCUUGUUGACGAUACUGGGAAACUUAAGGUAAUUGGGGAAGCCAAAACCCCAUGGAUGCACAACAUACAACUUCAAGUAGAUCAGACCGGCCAGAAGACUCUGAGGCGCUAUAUUGCAAAGCAGACGACUAUUGGCCCUAGAUGCGAUAACCCUAUGGACAGAACCAAGUGGGUUUCCGAUAAAAAGACAAGAAGAGAUUACAAAGACGAGGACUACAUAUCUCAGCCCGAACUUUCCUCUGAGGACGAUCCUGGCACUGCUAGAGCGGGAUCAAGGGCGGAACUCACUCAACCAGGAACACGGGGUCAGUCCACGCAUUUGUCAACCCAGCAGACCCUGCAAGGUACCAGUCAAGACCUGUCAUCGAAGUCAAAGGCCUCGGCAGCACAAACGCAUCAGAUGCCGAGCCAGAGCCAUGCAUCACAGUCUCAGAACUCGGCGCAACCGACUUCGCAAUCGGCUAAUCAAAGUCGGGCCUCACAGCCUCGGGCUGUCGCGCCACUGGCUCACCAAGCAAUCAGCCAGGCUCCUGCCUCACAGCUUCGACCUCCUCGACAACAGACUCAUAAUGUACACAACACGCGGUCUCGGUCUCGGAUGAGAGACAUACUGACAGCUACAAGAGACUUGAGCGUAAAUGACCCGCGCCAAAGUCAGUCUAACAGAUCCUUAAGUCAUCAAAUUGUGACCGUGCAUCAAGAUCAAGGAGGCCAUUAUUAUUACGCUGAGGCAGGUGCGCGGCACUAUGUGGCAUUGUAUGAAGACCACCAGCAUGGGCCCUACCUCGACAGAGACGGAAAACGCCAGUAUGUCAAGAUCGAGAAACACACGGUCAAGGAUGAGCUGCCCAUCAAGAUUUAUCAGUGCGCUUAUUACCUGAUAUUUUAUGAAAUCACGCUUGUGGGAUCGAACAGCCCUACUUAG
Messenger RNA from Aspergillus costaricaensis CBS 115574, 1443 nucleotides. RefSeq lists its product as uncharacterized. NCBI's taxonomy places the organism in Eukaryota, Fungi, Ascomycota, Eurotiomycetes, Eurotiales, Aspergillaceae. The transcript has 4 exons. The coding region runs from base 1 to 1443 and encodes 480 amino acids. The record is from RefSeq and is a predicted model, not a curated record.